Molecule: messenger RNA, 5038 nt
Organism: Physcomitrium patens
Lineage: Eukaryota; Viridiplantae; Streptophyta; Bryopsida; Funariales; Funariaceae
Product: DExH-box ATP-dependent RNA helicase DExH3
Cellular component (GO): nucleus; intracellular anatomical structure
Molecular function (GO): RNA binding; ATP binding; helicase activity
Source: RefSeq, a predicted model, not a curated record
AAAAGGAAAUGAGAAAGGCAGUUUGAGCGGCGCGCUGGCUGCCUCAAGAGCAUUCCUUUGAGGGGAUGCUUUAGGGUUUAGGGAGCUCGCUAGCUCCACCCCCCUUCUUCCCUACUGCAGGUCGUCAUUCAAUCCGUCAGCGUCACCGUGUAGUUGCCAAUUGCCUUGGUGCUAGAAGUUCAACCACCCUCGAAUGGCCACCCCUGAAAAUUUGAAUUCCUGAACUUUUUAGCCAAUAUUGGUUUUGGAGGGCUACAGGAAGAGGAAUUUCGAAGGAGGUUUGGCUGGUGCACAGGUCCACUUGGGAUCCAGAGAAUAGAGAUACAACUUGCAAAGCUUUAUUCAUUUGAACGGUUGCGAUCAGAAGUUGGAAACUCGGAUAAUUUCCCAGGACAUGUUAUACGCUGCCAGAUCAUACUCCAAAGGAUCUGUAGAAUCGAUGUUGGGAAGCUGCAUAUCAACAGUAGCUACACCCUCUACUGCGCAUGUUGCAGUAUUAUCAUCUUCUUCUUAUUCGGCAGUGCUGUCAUCAAGUGUCAAGUUUGAUAAAAUGCUUCGAGUUAUCCGAUUUCAGGCGCAUCGGCGGCUUAUACGCCGGUCGGAUAUUCGCCAUGACUUGCGUUACUGUAGGCAGCUAGAACCUUCUACCCAGCCUCAUGAUUAUUCACCACAAGCCUUUGAUUCAUGCGGUUCAUACGUGAUAGAGGCUGGGCUCGAGACGAAGGAAAGUAAAGGACAUGGAUUGUAUUCGUUUCGCAGUUACUUUCCUACAACGAGAGCCUCUUUAGCUGACUCACCUUUUCGAAGAUUCAAAAAAGACAAGGAGAUUAUGGGGAGAAGAGACCUCUUAAGUCUACCGCAUGUAUACAACAGGAGAAACAUUUUCGGCGAUGUUGGUCCCAUCACGCAAGUCCGAGAACUUGGAUAUUAUUCUUACCAGGAAUAUUCAGAUGACGAAUCAGGAUUUUAUGAGAAUGAUGUCAUUCCUCAAUAUGUUGAUAUAGAGAGAUGGAGGUGGAGGCUGAACCAGUUUCUUCGGGAUGGGAAGCAGCAAGAGAUGGUUUGCACUGACAAGAAAGACAGGCGGGAUCAUGACCAUAUUGGGGAUCUGAUGAAGCAAAUGGGUCUUCAUAUGAAGUUGUACUCCAAAGUGCUAGUUAUUAGCAAAGCGCCGCUGCCCAAUUACAGGCCUGAUCUGGAUGAGCGCAGGCCGCAACGAUUGGUUUCAUUUCCAAGCCAAGUUCAAAGGAAGGUUGAUGCCUUGCUCAAAGAAUUUGCAUUUCGCAAAAAGCAGGGCUUGAUGUCUGCGUCUGAAGGUGGAGACAUUGAUGAGGACACGUGUAGUGAUGUAGUUGAUGCUGGGUUGGAGACUGCCGAUAUGUUACCAGGCAUGGCUAAUGCAGUUCAAGAGCUGCAGAAUAAACGCAACAGGCAAAUUCGAAAUAAGCAAAGAGGCUGGCAAGAGUCUGAGGAGGGACAGAGGAUCCUUGAGUUUCGGAAGUCCUUACCUGCAUAUAAACAGAGGGACGCUUUACUGGCAGCUGUUGCAAGGAAUCAGGUUGUUGUAGUUUCUGGUGAGACGGGCUGUGGGAAAACAACUCAGCUGCCCCAAUAUAUUCUUGAAUCAGAAAUCGAAGCGGGGCGAGGAGCAACUUGUAGUGUAAUAUGUACACAGCCUCGUCGAAUUUCAGCCGUAUCAGUGGCGGAAAGAGUUGCUGCAGAAAGGGGGGAAAAUAUUGGUGAAUCUGUUGGUUAUCAAGUUCGACUGGAGGGUAUGCGCAGCCGGCAAACACAGUUACUCUUUUGCACUACGGGUAUUUUAUUGCGAAGGUUGAUGAAUGAUCGGGAAUUGAAAGGGGUUAGCCAUGUCGUUGUAGACGAGAUUCACGAGCGAGGCAUGAAUGAAGACUUUUUAUUGAUUGUUUUAAAAGAUCUUCUUCCUCGACGGCCUGAUCUUCGCCUUGUACUGAUGAGUGCAACUUUGAAUGCGGAUCUAUUUUCAUCUUAUUUCAAUAGAGCUCCUAUGGCACACAUACCAGGCUUCACCUAUCCCGUGAAGUCUUAUUUCCUAGAAGACAUUCUGGAAACUACUGGUUACCGCCUUACUGCCACAAACCAGAUUGAUGAUUAUGGUCAGGAUAAGCAGUGGAAAAUUAGGAAACAGUAUGUUACAACCCGGAAAAAGAACCCGUUGAACAGUUUGGCGGAUGAUGCACUGGCUGGCGAAGAUUUUCGCCACCUUUCUCCCCGAACCCAAGCCUCCUUAGCAGCAUGGAGUCCAGACAACCUGGGUUUCAAUCUGAUAGAAAAUGUUCUUCUUCAUGUUACUCAACAUGAACAGGAAGGUGCAGUUCUUGUUUUUAUGACAGGUUGGGAGGAAAUUACUGCUUUAAAAGAACAAUUACAGAGACAUCCAGUUUUGGGCAAUCCUGAUGUCGCUCAGAUCCUUGCUUGUCAUGGAACUAUGGCCACUGCUGAACAGAAACUCAUCUUUGAGCACCCUCCUCCUGGAGUCCGAAAAAUUGUGCUGGCAACCAACAUGGCCGAGACCAGCAUUACAAUUAAUGAUGUCGUAUUUGUGAUAGAUUGUGGAAAAGCCAAAGAAACCUCUUAUGAUGCUUUAAAUAAUACCCCGUGCCUUCUGCCUACGUGGAUUUCUCAGGCAUCGGCUAGGCAAAGACGGGGUAGGGCUGGCAGGGUGACGCCCGGAAUUUCUUACCAUCUAUAUCCCAGGGCUGUCUAUGAUGCUUUUGCUGAGUAUCAGCAACCUGAGUUACUUCGCACUCCUCUUCAUUCCCUUUGCUUGCAGAUCAAGAGUCUAAAACUUGGCAGUGUUAGCCAAUUUUUAUCUAGGGCUUUGCAGCCUCCAGAGCCACUGGCAGUUCAAAAUUCUGUGGAAUUAUUGAAAACCAUCGGAGCUCUUGAUGAGAAAGAAAAUCUUACUCGUCUUGGUAAACAUCUGUCUCUCCUUCCAGUGGAGCCUAACAUUGGGAAGAUGCUUAUCAUGGGAUCUAUUUUCGGCUGCUUGGAUCCUAUUCUUACUAUAGCUGCAGGUCUUGCUGUCCGCGAUCCCUUCAUCAUGCCUUCUGAGAAGAAAGAGUUGGCCGAUGAAUCUAGGCUAAGUUUUGCUGGAGGAGAUGCAAGUGAUCACAUUGCAUUGGUGAGAGCUUAUGAAGGAUGGCAAGAAGCUAUGACGUAUGGAACUGCAUAUGAUUAUUGCUGGAAGAAUUUUUUAUCUUUUCAGACUCUGCAGGGGAUGACUUCGUUAAGAAAGCAAUUCUCUAGCGUCCUGAGGGACGCCGGGUUCUUGGACAAUGAUAUGGAAAAGUUCAAUAAGUAUAGUGGUGACCGCGACUUAGUCAGGGGUGUAAUUUGCUCGGGUAUGUAUCCGGGAGUAAUAUCGGUGUAUCGACGGACGAGAUCCACAACUUUCAAGACGAUUGAAGAUGGCCAGGUUAUGCUGCACCAGAAUUCAGUGAAUAGCAAGGAUGUGGAUUUUCUAUAUCCAUGGCUUGUUUUCACUGAUAAAGUGAAGACCUCCAAUGUCAUGAUUCGGGACACUACUGGUGUAUCAGAUUCUAUGCUUCUCUUAUUUGGUGGUCAGGUAAAUCAAGGCGGUGAACCGGGCCACUUGGUGAUGAACAAUGGGUUCAUGGAGUUUUUCAUGGAACCAAGUGUUGCUCUUAUGUAUCUGAGGUUACGAAAAGAACUGGAUGAUCUAAUUUCGAGGAAGCUAGCAAAUCCAGAAAUGAGUAUCUAUGAAGAAGGAAAAGUUCUUAUGAGAGCCGUUUUUGAGGUUUUAGACGCUGAUCAGUGUGAAGGUUCCUUCACAUUCGGACGUAAGGUGAAGGCUUCUAAGCCAUUGACCAGAUCGUCGGACUCAUCAGAUGUGAAGGGAUUGUUACAGACGCUAUUACUUCGGGCUGGAAAGAAACCUCCUGUGUACAGAACACGGAUGGUGAAAGGAAAUUUGUACCAGUCAUCUAUUGAAGUGAAAGGCAGGGGAUUUACUGGGGAUCCUGCUUCCAGCAAGAAGGUCGCAGAGAAGAAUGUAAGUGCAAUGGCUCUGGAAUGGUUGACUGGCCUCUCGAAGCCAAAACGCAUGGCCUGACAUCCUACAAUGGACCAAACUAAUGCUAAAGUUCUCUAGAACUAUUGCAAGAAAUGGUUGUCAAGUGUGCCAUCUGAAAAGCACAAUUAUUUUGUCAGUUGGUUAUACCUCGGUUACGGCCGUAGACAAGACACUUGACGAGUUACCCAUUCAGAUAUCUGGGUUUGUGCACUUAAAUGCUUGAUAUCUGCACAAGCACAAUUCUCUUGUUGACAUGGUCAUUCAGAACCAUCUACGCAGUUGGGCACAACGCAGCAAGCAUCACAUUCAAGAUGAUACAGUAUUCCCCAGUCCCGUGUCAUUCAACCCCACUCAAGAGCUGAUGCUGUUGAACCAGGCUGACUGCUAAGUUGUGGAUGUCAGUCCUCCACGAAAGUGAUCCUGUUGGAAUCAAUGCCACAUCUUUCAGCUAAUAUUUGCUUAGCCUUCUGUGAGGGAGUUGGGAAAUCAAGCAAAACCUGAACUGGGUUGGCAUUCAUCCAUACGUGGUGCAGGUGGAAUAACUAGGACCAGCAAGUUUUGUUAAUUGCAGGCACACUCUACAAUACCACCCUUUUAAUUUUUUGAUUUUAAAAAUUUCAAACCAUGUUGAGUGCAUGGUAUGGGUUCUAAAGAAGGACCCCAAGUUACAUGUUUUUACGAGGCUGUAGAAAGGAAGAAACCCUGACUAGUGGGUUAAUAUUUCCUUGUAAGGAGAUGUUCAGUACCCUUUUUGCAGAGUAGGUAUUUAGAAAGGAGUUACAGAAGAAUUGCAUUUCUUUUUAGAGUAUCCACACAAUUUUUAGUUUCCAAAUGAUUAUUUGUGUGCUUGAUGAACCUGGAGACCUCAUGAGGAUGUUGAUAUCCUCUUUACUGCCAAAUGUACCAUUUCCACAUGCGAAUAAAUUGUUAUGAGUGCCUUGGUGCUUCAGAUAACAUUAAUGAGUA